Messenger RNA from Striga hermonthica, 1938 nucleotides. The record is from the annotation of a GenBank genome assembly. Lineage: Eukaryota; Viridiplantae; Streptophyta; Magnoliopsida; Lamiales; Orobanchaceae.
AUGCUGAGACACGAAUACCCUUUGCUCCUCAAAACCAUUGUUUCAUGCUUCAUCACGCUUCAAACUUGCACAGGUCAGAAUACCAUUAAUCCUGAUCAUAAUUGCCCGCCUUCUUCAUGCGGCAAUAUUUCUAAUAUUAGCUACCCUUUCAGACUGAAAAACGACCCACCACACUGUGGCGAUCCCCACUAUGAACUCGACUGCCAAGAUAACACGACCGUGUUGGUAUAUUUGGAAUCUCACAAAUACCUUGUGCAAGAAAUCAACUAUCUCAACCACACUAUCCGCCUAAUCCAUCCCUCCAUAUCACAAAACCACGACAUCUGCUCUUUCCCAAACUACUUUAGUAAUUAUGUGGCGACGCUAGGGGUGAUAAGGUUUGGAAAUUAUGUUGCUUAUAGCUCGCCGUUCGUCGUGCCAACAGAAGGGGGAUUCAAUCUCCUUCCUACACGGAAGAUGAAUUUUAUUAGUUGUCCACAACCCGUCAACAGCUCCCAACUCGUGGAUGUUGGUGCUGAGUGUGGCCAAACGAGUUAUCUCAAUGGGUCGGAUAUUACAAACAAGCACAUGUAUGUAGGUGGCAAGUGUGAUUUAUGUUACAUUGAUGGACAAACUGCAAGAUGUUCCGGAGGUCAACCAUCGUGUGAUUUUGGCACGAUUACGAGGUUUCGGUGCGGUGGCACGUCUCCUAAGUUCCGCUAUGCCUUUUAUGUUUAUACCCUGAAGUUUCAGAAUGGCAUAAAGUAUGGAUUUCUUUCCUACCUUGCACUGAGGACCAUAAUAGGAAUGCUUUGCCUGCUGUGGCUAAUCAUUCACAAGCUCCGGAGACAACAUUUAUCGACAUUCGAGAUAAUCGAAGGCUUCCUACAAAGCAACAACAAUCUCAUGCCUAUCCGCUACUCCUACAGAGACAUCAAGAGAAUGACAAGUGGCUUUCGCCACAAACUCGGCCAAGGUGGCUACGGUUCUGUCUACAAGGGAAAGCUCCGAAGCGGACAAAUCGUGGCCGUCAAAGUACUCCUCACCAAAAACUCCCGAGACGACGGACAAGACUUCAUCAACGAGAUUGCUGCCAUCGGCAGGAUCCACCACGUCAACGUGGUCAAACUCGUUGGCUUCUACGCGGGAAGAAUGUCAAACAAACGAGCACUCGUGUUCGACUUCAUGCCCAACGGCUCACUCGAGAGGUACAUCUUUACCCGCUCGGAGGAAAGUCCGAAACCUCUGAGCUGGGAGAAGAAGUACGAGAUUGCGGUUGGUGUGGCAAAGGGGAUAGAUUAUCUGCACCGCGGCUGCGACAUUCAAAUCCUGCAUUUCGACAUCAAGCCUCACAACAUACUUCUCGACGAAGAUUUCACGCCUAAAAUAUCCGAUUUUGGGCUCGCGAGAUUGUACGCCACCGAGAAAAAUACAGUGACUCUCACGGCUGCUCGGGGGACGAUAGGGUACGUGGCCCCUGAACUCAUCAACAGAAGUAUAGGCGGGGUUUCGUAUAAAGCUGACGUGUACAGCUUUGGGAUGCUGCUUAUGGAAAUGGUUGGGCUGAACAGGGACAUAUUGGGAAAUGACGAAGAAUCUAGCCAGUACUUUCCGUACUGGAUUUACGAUAGGUUUGAUAAAGGCAAGGAUAUCGAGACGGGAGAAGCUUAUGUAGAAAUCGAUGAUGACGACCAUGCGAAAAGAAUAGAAAGGAAGAUGGCUGUGGUUGGCCUGUGGUGCAUACGGAUGAGUCCAGCCGAUCGGCCCACGAUGAGUGAAGUGGUGAAAAUGCUCGAGACUCCGAAUACUGGGACCUUGCAAAUCCCACCUCCGCCAUCUCUGCAGCCGGCUCGGAUAGUGAACUAUAGUACUGAUGGGACAUCGGGAACAGAACCGACCGGUUCCAUGGCAUUGUGGGGUGGUGUUAGUUCGAGUGAGAUCAGUAAUGAUGGUCAUUAG